AUGCCAAAACCAACAAUAACAAUAAUCGGCGGCGGAAUAAGCGGCCUAACCCUCGCAGCCGCCCUCCACCACCGCCAAAUCCCGAUUCAUCUCUACGAAUCCGCCCCCUCCUUCACAGAAAUAGGUCUAGGAGUCUCCUUCAGCCCAGCAGCGUACCGCAUCCUCCCCCUCCUAAACCCUAAUCUCAACCUAAACACCCUCAUAACAACGCCCGCAGACACAAACCCCUCCCACCUCCAAACUUGGUUCGAAAUCGUCUGGGCGGCAGGACCCAACGAAGACGAAACAUUAAUGACUCUCACAGCACCACCAACCGGCCAGACAGCGCUCCGCAGAGCGGAUUUCUUAAAUGCGCUUGCGCGGCUUAUUCCCGCUGAAUGCGUGCAUUUCGGGAAGAGAUUAGAGAAAUUGGAAAGUGGUGGGGUUUUGAGGUUUGAGGAUGGGGAGGUUGUGUUUGCGGAUGUUGUUAUUGGUGGGAUGUAUGGGUAUCGCGGUGUUAUUGGGAUGGGGGAUAUGAUUGAGGCUGUUGGGAAGGGGAGGGCUUGUGUUUCGACGAUUUAUGUUUCGAGGGGAGCUUAUGCGGUUUCGUAUCCGAUUAUGAAGGGGCGGUUUGUUAAUGUUGGGAUUUAUGUGUUUAGUUCGGCCUGGGAGUAUGAGGGGUGGGUUAGGCCUGGGAGGAGGGAGGAUCUGGUGAGGGAUACGAGGGGGAUGGGGAGGUUUGUGAGGGCUUUUGUCGAGUAUAUGACUGAUGCUUCUCAAUGGGGUAUAUUCGAGCAUCCGCAUAUCGAGACUUAUGCUCGGUCCAGGAUUGCGAUUAUGGGUGAUGCGGCGCAUGCUUCGACGCCGCAUCAGGGUGCUGGGGCUGGGCAGGCUAUUGAGGAUGCUCAUGUUCUUGCGGAAUUGUUGGGUGAUUCGCGGGUUGGAUCUGUUGGGGAUGUUAUUGCGGCUUUUAGGGCUUAUGAUGAGAUUCGGAGACCUAGGUGUCAGAGGGUUGUUACUAGUAGCAAGGAAAAUGCUGAUGUGUUUUGUCUUGGUUUUGAUGGGGUUUGGGAUGAUCCGGUGAAGUUGAAGGAAAUGCUUGAUGAUCUUGCCGGAGUGAAAGAAUUAGACCCCGAAGCUUGGAAUGAGGCUAAGGACCGAAAUUCAAUCCUUGAGGACUUCGCGGAGUCAUUACAGAGGAUGGCUACGCAGACAUAUCUCAUCCUUGCGGACGAGGAGGCUUUCCGGUCUGGAAGUGUUCAGGUACUUUAUUUGGAUGGCUUUCGAAACAUCGUCCGCGAAGGCCGUCUGGAUCCUGAGAAUGAUGACAUCUUCAAUGUGAUCGGUACGUGGAUGGAAACCAACGAUUUUCAUCCAUAUAACUGUACCGUUGGGGAGAAGUACCGAGCCGACGCAGAGUUAGGCAGGAAACUGUAUCAAGUAACAGAAGAGGAACUUGCAGAGCUCACUCAAUGA
Penicillium griseofulvum is the source of this 1455-nucleotide messenger RNA. RefSeq names its product FAD-dependent oxidoreductase. The transcript has 4 exons. Gene Ontology annotation, biological process: secondary metabolite biosynthetic process. Gene Ontology annotation, molecular function: FAD binding. The record is from RefSeq and is a predicted model, not a curated record. Bases 1 to 1455 code for a protein of 484 amino acids. Lineage: Eukaryota; Fungi; Ascomycota; Eurotiomycetes; Eurotiales; Aspergillaceae.